CCUUCACAUUGUGUCCUCUAGCUGUUUUGCGUGGUGUUGUGAAAGCCAAGUUUUAACAAGAUGGAAACCAAGGUGACAUCUGAGCCCAGAUCCAAUGGUGUGACGAAUGGUGGUGCAAGAAUUGUUGUGGAAGACGAUGAGGAAGUGCUCAGCCCCACCGACCUGUCUGAGAUGUUAGCCGAGGGGACCAAGGAGUCCCACGACAGAGCGGAGAACUGCCAGUUCGUUAAAGAUUUCCUCCGUGGCCGCAUCAAGCGGGAGCUGUUUAAGAGAGGUACAGCAGCUCUGUACUUUGUCUACUCAGCCAUGGAGGAGGAGAUUGAGAAGAACAAAGACCAUCCUGACAUCGCCCCAAUCUAUUUCCCCGCAGAGCUGCACCGGCGUGAGGCCUUGGCACGGGACCUUGAGUACUUCUAUGGAGAGGAAUGGGAGAGCCAGAUCAGCCUCUCUGCAGGCACUAAGCCUUACGUGGACCGCAUCCACGAGGUGGGACAGAAGGACCCGGUGCUGCUGGUGGCCCACUCCUACACCCGCUACAUGGGUGACCUCUCAGGUGGACAGAUCCUCAAGAAAGUGGCCCAGAGGGCUCUGAAGCUCCCCUCGACAGGUGAGGGUCUCAACUUCUACCAGUUUGAGAGCAUCCACAGUCACAAGGGCUUCAAGCAGCUUUACCGAAGCAGGAUGAGUGAGCUGGAACUGGACGCUGAGACCAAAGAGAAGAUUGUAGAUGAGUCCAACCGGGCCUUUGGCUUUAACAUGAUGGUAUUUACAGAGCUCGAAGAGAUUGGGAAGACCAUCAAAGAAGAAUUCCAAGAUACAGGACUUGGACACAGUCAUGCAGAGAUCAUGGAAGGAGGUGAUAUCAACAAGUGCCCCUACUAUGCAGCAAAAAUGGCUGCAAGUGGAAAUCCCGUCUACGCCUGCCAGUUAGCCAUGACACUUCUCAGACAUCCACCCUGUCAGGUGGCUUUGGCCGCCUGGGUGGCCAUCCUUGCUGGUUUCACAGCCUGGUACCUUCUGUGAGCUCUGACAUACCCCUCACUUCUAAUCAUGUGCAAUCUGACAGUAGCAAACAAUAUAGCAGGAAGUGAACAUUUGAAAUAAUGUUACAGCUCAGGUACAGUAUUUAUUUUAUGUUUCCUAAUUUAUUACACUCUGUGGAACAUACGACUGUAUGCCUCUGACAGUGCGUUGAUGCAAUUCUAGAGCAACAAUGAAGAGUCAACAGAAACUUCAAGAUGCAUUUGCUUGGUAUGCUUUUUUAGAGGUAAUAUGUGUACAGGGUUUAUGUCAUCACAUAGAAACAUUAAAUGCACACUCCCCAAAUGGUUUUAAAGUGCGGGUGAAGCAAAAAAUAAAUAACAAGUUUUAAGUUUGUCACAACACAGAAAAAUGUGCCCACUACCCAGCCAAAUCUGAAUGAUCAAAAAAAUCACCAAGUAUAUAAAAUUAGGUUGCAAAGUUGUGAAAAAAUAUGCAGUUUACUCUGCUCUGACACUCUUGGGCAUGUCAGCUGAAGGACCUGAAAUGACGAACCAGCCGCUGUGCAUGGAGCAGAUUGUUGUCAGCAACUAACCCAGUAGUACUGUCCUGUACAACUCCCUGCCAAAGAACGAGCAACCACGCAGUGACAGCCUUUUAUGUAGCAGCUAAUGUUAGCACAAAGCACACACCCAUGGGCUGGAUAGCUGAUACAGUCUGAAAGAAGAGGGGUACACGAUAGUGAUGUUAUUUUGCUAGUGUUUAUGUGAUUGUGGCAUUUAACAGAGUUGUUUGUUUAUGUAUUAAUAAGAUUGAACACGCUAAGCUUGCAAAAUGUAGCAAACUUGUCAGUCACACACACCCGAUGUUAUGCGCUCUAAUGGUAAUUUUUAUUUAGUGGGUAGGGGUUUAUGUUAAGGAUGGCUGCUGUGCAUCAUUGAGCCAUGAUUUCAGUCCCACCUGAAAAAUCCCGAACACAAAAAUGGUGAAAAACAGUCUAACUCCACAAUACGGUACGUCAUGGUUCCCAGUCUUUUCACACGUUUUCAACGAAUAUCUUUUUACAUGUCUAAUGUGUUUAGAAAGAAACCUUCUGGACCUGAAUGUAUUAAAUAGUGAAAGUGGGUCACAUGUCAUGUUGAAUAUUUAUUGUUGUUAAAGAUACACUGAUGUACAAAUGUUGUCUACAUUCUGCCAUGCUUGUAAUCUUGGUGGUUCAGGUGUUUCUGAUUCGGAAUAAAAAUACGGCCAGUAAAUAAUUAUAAAUCACAUCAAGUCAUCUCUAAAAAACAUUUGCAUUCUGUGUCCUUCCACUUCUGCUCCUGUGCAUUCAGGGAACGUUAAAAGGUGAACAUAAAAGUCAGCACACUCUAAAGACAAAGCUGGAAUCAAGUUACAUUAUGGUUGCAGGGUAGCUGCAAAAUGAUUUGUGUUACCUAAUAACAUCAGUGUAAAACUGUCAAAAACUAAAUUCCAUUCUGAAAUGAAUUGUAACCAGCGGCCACUGGAGCAUUAGAGAAAUACAUUACAUCUCUGCAGCUGUACAGUGUACAUAUGAAAAUGUACAGCAGAAACACAAAGUGUAGAAAUUGUAUUUUAUGAGCAUAAGUUGGUUCCUUGAGGUGUCCGGCUGCUUGUGUAUCUGCACACUGGUUGUGGUCACCUGUCUGUCCUUGAGCAGAAGCAGUAGCAGUAUGUGAUAAUGAUGGUAAGCCAGUAACCACAUCAGUAUAAUUGAUAGCCCUAUGGUAACCCAAAUACCAAAAAGCAGUAAUCAGCAUCACUGCACAACUGCAGAGUUGUAUUUGACAAACUGUCAUGUUCAUCAAAUCACUGAUGUUACCUAUAGCAGGAACCAAGACAAGCAUCACUCCGCAUCCACAAACAUUUGCAUGAACAUAAAGGUUUUGCUUACUUUAUGGAGCCUGGUGUUAAUAACUCUAAAACUGUUGUUUGCCUUUAACUUUCAAUCCACGGACAGGUCGCCAGACUAUCACAGGGCUGACACAUAGAGACAGACAACCAUUCACACUCACAUUCACACCUACGGGCAAUUUAGAGUCACCGGUCAACCUGCAUGUCUUUGGACUGUGGGAGGAAGCUGGAGUACCUGGAGAAAACCCAGGCUGACACGGGGAGAGCAUGCAAACACUGCACAGAAGGGCUCUGCCACCCUGGGUUUGAACCAGGAACCCUCUUGCUGUGAGGCGACAGUGCUAACCACUGUAGCACCAUACCACCCAAAUUAGUGAUAAAGCCAAGAAGAGGAGAAAUAACAAUCACAUGACAUUUGACUGGUCUGUAAUCCAUGGUGACAAACACACUGAGAUUAAGAUAUAAAGCAAGUUUUGAACUUUUGAUUUGUCAUGUAUUUAAGUAUCUAAAAAUCACUAUGUAAAUAAAAGUUCUUGGUAGCCCAUUUUGCAGUAAUAAAUCUGACACGCAGCCCAUACGCUGCUGGCAGAAAUGGAGGUUUAAGAUGAAUAUGUGACAUGAUUAAAAGUGGCUUGUUUGGAUGUCAUACGAUUAUCCAGCAGCGCAUCAGUGAAUUUAGAUGACAGUGCGACAGAUCGGCACUGAACUGGAGUGAGAGCUGUAAAAAGUGAGGUGACGUUACAGAUAAACUGCAGGAGCCUGUCUGAGGACAUAAAAGAUAAGAUCAGUGCAUAUGACUAGCAGGGGGAAGCUGAUGUGUCAAAUAUAACGAUGAGAAAGAACCAGAAACAGCCAUCAAGGUGAGAAAGACAGACUGGCUGACACAGCGAACGCUCUGGACAUGUUACACAUAUUAAUGGUGUUGGUGUUGCUCUGGAGCUCUGGUAGGGCUGUGUUCUUUUUUUUUAAGAUAUUUUUUGGGCAUUUUUAGCCUUUAUUUGAUAGGACAGACAAGUGUGAAAGGGGGAGAGAGAGAGAGACAUGCAGCAGAGGGCCACAGGCUGGAUUCAAACCCGGGCCGCUGCGGCAACAGCCUUGUACAUGGGGCGCCUGCUCUACCACUAAGCCACCGACGUCCCAGGGCUGUGUUCUUUAAUGUUGGAUGUGUGUAAUAGCUGGGAGAAGAAGUAGUUCAGUUGGAAUUUUGGGAGAUGAGAAGAUUUUAUAAGGGUGAGGGUUUGAGGGUUAAGACUUUGAGGUUUAUAGUACAGUCAAUUAUACUCAAAAAUGGGCCCAACCUAGGAGAAAUUGCAGUAGUAGUGUUUCAUAGUUUUUAUUUGUCCCGAUACCUAGUUAGUGCGUCAUAUACUGAAAGUGUACCUUCACAGAUUUAGUGGAACAUUAUUUUUUUCAAGGUACAAGUUCCAACAUUUCACAGUUUCAUGGUCUGGGUGAAACUAUGUUAAUAUUGGAGGAUCUAUGUACACUUAUUCAACAUAUUUGGUGUCUUUUCUUAAGUUUUUGGGGUCAAUCUUUUCAAAAACACUUUUAGGAGGGUAUUCUGAUGUAUUGUAUCUGUGUUUGGGGUAAUACUACCCAACAUCCAAUUUUUUAUUUUUUUUUAUUUUUUUUGCCAAAUUUUCCACUUAAGUUUGUGCCACACUGCUCCUGUGGGCGCAUCUAAACUUGGUAUAAAUUAUUCUGCAUAUAUUAAGUAUCUAUAGCGUUAUCGUUCGUGGUAAGUUUGAGAGUUAUGUAGGGGACUCUAGUGCAGAGAGGUGAAAGGUUGGGUUGACGUGGAGAUACAGUGUGUGUGUGAGCUGACUAGUUCUAUUAGCAACUAUUCUAUUGAACUAUUAUAUCAGCAUCUUU
Epinephelus fuscoguttatus (brown-marbled grouper) is the source of this 4728-nucleotide messenger RNA. It is a transcript of the gene hmox2a, whose product is annotated as heme oxygenase 2a. Gene Ontology annotation, biological process: heme catabolic process; heme oxidation; response to oxidative stress. The record is from RefSeq and is a predicted model, not a curated record. Lineage: Eukaryota; Metazoa; Chordata; Actinopteri; Perciformes; Serranidae. The coding region runs from base 61 to 1023 and encodes 320 amino acids. Gene Ontology annotation, molecular function: heme binding; heme oxygenase (decyclizing) activity. The transcript is spliced from 7 exons.